This is a messenger RNA of Dothidotthia symphoricarpi CBS 119687, 781 nucleotides long. RefSeq lists its product as uncharacterized. The transcript has a single exon. Bases 192 to 590 code for a protein of 132 amino acids. NCBI's taxonomy places the organism in Eukaryota, Fungi, Ascomycota, Dothideomycetes, Pleosporales, Dothidotthiaceae. The record is from RefSeq and is a predicted model, not a curated record.
GGUGUCAAUCCCUCGUUUAUCUUGAUAUCGACAAUCAGUCAUGCUUUUCAAGGCUGUUGCUGCUUUGGCCGCUUUGGUCAUGAGCGCGUCUGCACAAACAACAACCAUCUCGUAUGCGACUACAAUGAACACACGAUGCAUGUGACUGGAUCUGACCCUAACGUAGUCCUGAUGUUCGGAAUUCGGUCGUGAUGGCACUCGCGACCGCGUUGCCCGCAGACUCUAUCAGCUAUGCGCUCGCAUCUUCUGACGCAUUCGCAUCGGCGAUUGGUUCUUCACUUUCUGCUGGCAAUACACCUGCGUGGUACGAGGCUCUACCUUCCGACGUGAAGAGUAUCCUACCUGCCAUGUACCCCGUAGCUGCUGUCGAGAACAACACGCUCUCUUAUACGCCAUCCUCAAGCGCCACGCCAUCCUCAAGCGCCAUGCCGACUGGCCACAACAGCACUGCUUCGCGUUCCAGCAGUGCACUGCCGACGAAUACACAGCCGACGAGUGCACAAUUUACAGGCGGCGCAUCACACCCUAGUGCUGCGAUCGGUGCUGGUAUAGCUGGAGUCAUCGGUUUCCUCGUUGUUGUCGCUCUUUGAACGAGAGCUCAACGCGCAUAGUUACGUGUUUCAACGGGGAGGAAACAUCUUCAACAACGGCGCGACGGUUCUGGCCGUUCAUUCACGACGCGACGUUAUUCUUUUUUGUGGGGGACUUCGCUUUAUACCCUCCCUUCGGUGGGCUUUGAUGAUUGACUUUGACGAUUGGAUUUGAUGGAUUUGAUGGAUUU